AUGUUACAAAAUUUACAUAUUAUAUCCAAUAAAACUUUUAAUAUAGAAGAAUAUGGAACCGUUAAAUUUGAUUGUCUAAUCGAACCAUAUAUAUUAGCUGCAUGGCGUAUAAGUUUACGACAUAAUAAUAUUUAUCGAUAUUAUUAUACAAAUUCAAAUUUUCGACAUAAAUUUUUACAACAAAAUGAAAAUGAAGAUAAAUCAAGAGAUAUUAUAUUUGAAAAUAAUAUGCAUACAAUGAUCUUUUUCAAUGUACGACAAUGGAUAAAUAAUGCAUUUGAAAAUAUUCAAUGUGUUAUAUAUAAUAAUAAAACAAAUAUAUUUGAAAUAAUGAUUUUUUAUUUAAAUAUUUAUGUUACUCCAUUUUCAUUUUCAUUAAAUAUCAAUGAUAUUUCUAUGAAUGAUCAAUCUAUAUUUUGGUUUUAUGAUACACAACGUAUAAAUAUUUUAUGUGAAAUAUAUUCUUAUCCUAAAUCAAUAUUACAAUUUAAUUUAAAUCAUCAAAUAAUUCAUUCAAAUGAAACUAUUGAUUGUUUAUAUGAUGAUCUUUCUACUAUUUUAUUAUCGAAUUCUUUAUGUAUUUUACAAACAAAUUGGCGUAUACGUGUACGAAUAAAUACUACAAUAUAUCUUUCAAAAGAAUAUAAUGAACAAAAUUUUACAUGUUCAAUUAUUAAUUUUCCAUAUGGAAAUACAUGGAAGCAUUCAACAUGUAUUCAAUUGAUUGAAAUCAAAGGUACGAGAUAA
This is a messenger RNA of Rotaria sp. Silwood1, 747 nucleotides long. NCBI's taxonomy places the organism in Eukaryota, Metazoa, Rotifera, Eurotatoria, Philodinida, Philodinidae. The record is from the annotation of a GenBank genome assembly.